Messenger RNA from Penicillium malachiteum, 2205 nucleotides. Its product is annotated as putative anaphase-promoting complex subunit Apc5. The record is from RefSeq and is a predicted model, not a curated record. Gene Ontology annotation, biological process: positive regulation of mitotic metaphase/anaphase transition; anaphase-promoting complex-dependent catabolic process; protein K11-linked ubiquitination. The coding region runs from base 1 to 2205 and encodes 734 amino acids. Lineage: Eukaryota; Fungi; Ascomycota; Eurotiomycetes; Eurotiales; Aspergillaceae. The transcript is spliced from 9 exons. Gene Ontology annotation, cellular component: anaphase-promoting complex.
AUGACGCGCUAUCUGACACCAUGGAGAAUAUCUCUUCUUUGUUUGAUCACGGUCUACACAGAUGGCUUUGUCCCUAACUCGUCCGCUGUUCAUGUGCUCUCCUUCUUGAAUGCAGGUCUAUUCCCUCUAGAUCCCGCCGAUAAGCAAUGGGAGACGCAUUACCUGCCUAGCAUCACCGAACUAGAGGAGGUCCUCUCCUGUCACGAAUCUUCAGUCCCAGGUCGCACUCUGUGGGAUUUGCUUCUCAAAAAGCUCUGGUCCCUUGAUUCUCUUGAUGCGCUUGAGUGGUUCUUUUCAAACCAUCUGCCGACACUGCUUACCAAAACCCGCGAACAAUUGAUACAGGAUCGAGAAGAUGGGCUUGCUCCAGAGACCGAUGGCAUGCGACUUUCACGCAGCUCACCACUAGGAGCAUUUUUAUGGUCAGGGUUUGUCAACUAUCGCUUGCCCACGUAUCAUGUUUAUGCACGCAGGAACCCGUCCAAUGGUCAAAACCCCAUCGAUAUCAAUCUUUCCACUCAGGGCCUGGAUCCCACCAGCCCCCUCUCUCGUGUGACCUAUAGCAAUUUUUUCGACAAUAACGAGGAAGAUGGGGGCAUUGUCAGCCUCAAAGAUGCUGAACGCUUGGUGGAAUUCCAAGUUGGGGAGCUUCAGCGCCUGGGAGGCAGGGUGCCAGAUGAAAUGCGGACCCAACUCAAACGCAUCAUGACAUCGGAGUCAUCUGUGCCAGUGCUGAUGUAUUACCUAGAGUUCCUUGAUGCCUGGCGAGCAGGUGACUAUACCUCAGCCUUUGAUAACCUUCACCGAUAUUUCGACUACACAAUGCACAGUAAUUUGGAUCGCAGCGCGUAUCAGUUCGCGCUACUGAAUCUGGCCAUUAUGCAGGCAGAUUUUGAAUGUUUCAGCGAAGCCAUUUCUGCAGUGCAAGAAGCUGUGGCAAUUGCUCGAGAGUCGCAUGACACAAAUUGUCUCAAUUUCUGCAUGAGCUGGCUUUAUCAUUUUGGUAAAGCGUUUCCGGAGCAGAUGCAAGAGGUUCAGAAUAGCGGCAUGCUAGGCAAUGAGAAGGAGGGUCUUUCAUUUCUCAAGGCCAAGUCAAAGGAAACUGAUAUGUGGUCACUUAUGAGUACCACAUUACUGAGUGAGGCCAAGCUAGAAAUGCAACAGGGAGAGAGUCUGGCCUCGAUUAUGGAAUCGUUCACACGGGCUUCUCAGAUUAAUGUGACAAAAUGCCUUUCAACGCCAACAGGUGCCUACAUGACAUUACAAAGCACAUUUUAUGCUCGAAUAGGCGCUACUCAUUCUGCUUGGCUAAGCACCGAGAUAUUUCGUGAAUGCUAUACAGAAGGGCACCCUUACGAUGACUAUGUCAAAAGUACAUUCAGAAAUUGCCAGAUUCUGGCGCAAAGAGGCAAUUACAGGGAAGCAUUUGCGCGCAUGAACAAGAUUGAGCCAGAAAGACUCCGAGCUUUCAAAUACAACAACAUCUGGACUUAUUACUCGGGUCUCCUUCAACUAACGCAUCACAUAUACCGGGAUGACAAAGUUGCAGUAGAGCACAUUAUUUGCCAACUUCAAGCAAUCCAACUCCUGGACUUUGAUAUGCGCCUUCUCCUUGCUUUUCUUACCAUUGAAUUUACAAUGCGACAAGGUGAUCAUGGUCGUGCUCUUCGGAUGGUCGAACAAGUAUCCCAUUGUAUGCAUCCAGAGAAUUUUGAUGUCCAUUUCCAAAUCAAAAUCCUGUGUCUGAAAGCUCGAAUACUGGAGAAUACUGGUCAUGCAGAGCGUGGGUUUUCCCUUGCAUUGCGUGCUACCGCAAUAGCCUACCGCUCAAAGGUCCUCUUGGACCUCUGGGAAGCUAUAUGUGCUCUAGCAGCUGCGCUCCUAGGAUUAUCUGAAUUUGAUGCUACUGCCGAGCUGGUGGAGGGUAUCAUGCCCCAAGUACUGGAGAGCGAGGAUGCAGCACUAGUAGCCCGGGCAUACUCGUUGUUGGUAGAUGCAAAUAUGGGCAUAGCGGGGGGAACUUUGGGCACGUCUUGGGAAGAGCAGCAAGGCCGCAAGGAAGGAAAAAUUGAGGACAUCCUUGGCCAAACAGAGAUGAUGGCCAAGAAAGCUGCCGUCAUGCAUCUGACGGGUGAUUCUGUUCUGGCUAAUGAUUAUGCAGCAAAACAUUUGGAUUUACGGAGAAGGAGAGAUACCGAAGUAUGA